GGUAUCGGCAGUCUGGUUUCAUACAUGGACUUCAAUAGUUCGGCGCGGGCACCGGCAAGAGCUUGCAAGAUCGACAGCGACGUUCGCUGUACCCCGGUGGCAGUGUUUUUGUCUAUUUUGUGUGACUAAUCCGCAAUCGGCAAUCGGUGCUUGGCCUCGCCGAUGAGCUUUCAAAUCAACCAAGGCGACUCUAAUCAAUAUCAACAAGUGAAAGAGGAAUAAUGACUGGAUCAGUCCACGAUCCGAAAUGGAGCCUGGAAAGAAGGGAGUCGUCGGGUCAUUUGGUUUGGCGCAAGGAGUCCCCAGAAUCUAAGGUUCGAUUUCGGUUUGAUGUCGAGGUCCUGGAGUUUGAAAAGCAUCCACAUGAAGAGCUUGAGGAAAAAGAAGAUCACUUCUCAAUCUCAAAUCUGUCGACGACAAUUGCCUUGUGCGCCACCUGUGUUGCCGUUGUGGCCGCAACAGUGUUUUUGCCCUGGUAUCUUAUGGAGAGAGUUGGCUCGGUAUGAAGGCUCUGUCAGUAAAGAGCUAUAAAUACAUUUAUGUACAAUAUGUACACACAUCCGAUCCGUGACGGUAUUAAAUAGACUUUUGUGUAUAUACAACGUA
This is a messenger RNA of Drosophila guanche, 606 nucleotides long. RefSeq lists its product as uncharacterized. Lineage: Eukaryota; Metazoa; Arthropoda; Insecta; Diptera; Drosophilidae. The record is from RefSeq and is a predicted model, not a curated record. The transcript has 3 exons. Bases 222 to 506 code for a protein of 94 amino acids.